Exophiala spinifera is the source of this 1728-nucleotide messenger RNA. RefSeq lists its product as uncharacterized. The transcript has 4 exons. Gene Ontology annotation, biological process: transmembrane transport. The record is from RefSeq and is a predicted model, not a curated record. The coding region runs from base 1 to 1728 and encodes 575 amino acids. Gene Ontology annotation, molecular function: transmembrane transporter activity. Lineage: Eukaryota; Fungi; Ascomycota; Eurotiomycetes; Chaetothyriales; Herpotrichiellaceae.
AUGGCGCGAGAGCAACAAUACCAGCUCGAAGACCAGGAGAACCUCCUGCCCAAGAAACAGGUCAUCAUCGUCUUCUCGGCACUAGCAUGCAUAUUGCUCGUCACCUUCAUCGACCAGAACUCGGUGGGCGUCAUGCUACCGACCAUCGGGGGCGAUCUGCACGCCGAGAACACCAUCUCCUGGGCGGCCACGGCGAACCUGAUAGCCAACACCACCUUCCAGGUCCUGUACGGCAGGUUGAGCGACAUCUUUGGCAGAAAGGGCGUGCUGUUGACCGCCAUUGUGCUCCUCGCCGCCGGGGAUUUGGGGUGCGGCUUCGCCCAGAACGGGCCGCAGUUAUACGCGCUUCGAGGACUAAGCGGAGUGGGCAGCGCCGGCAUCACGGCCCUGUCGAUGAUGACCACGAGUGAUAUCGUCACUUUGAGGGAACGAGGAAGGUAUCAAGGGAUCUUGGGAUCUUGCAUCGGCGCAGGGAACAUCAUCGGCCCGUUCAUCGCAGCGGCCUUCACUGAGACGGCGACAUGGCGGGCCAUGUUCUGGUUUGUAUCUCCUCUGGCCAUCCUGGCCGGCGGGAUCGUUCUCGUGGUCCUUCCGCAAAAGACACCCGGUGGCAGUUUUAUGUCCAAGGUUAGCAAGAUAGACUUUAUCGGGUCCGUCUUGAGCACCGCCGGCAUGAUAUUGGUCUUGAUCCCGGUUUCCGGCGGAGGAACCUACUUUGAAUGGCGCAGCGUCAUGGUCAUAGUCAUGUUCGUGCUGGGGGGACUGUGCAUGAUCGCCUUCGUGCUCGUCGAGUGGAAAGUCGCACAGUUGCCUACGAUGCCUAUCCGCCUCUUCAAGAACCGCGCCGUGUGCGUGAUCUUGGUCCAGAACUUCCUCUUCGGCUCCGUCUACUACAGCAUUCUCUACUACGUCCCCCUCGCACUACAGAACGUGCGCGGCCUGAGUCCUCUGGCCUCCGCAGGCGUCAUCGUCUGCCUGGUCUUCGCUCAGAGCAUCUCCUCCGUGGCAUCGGGCCAAUACAUUUCCAGACGCGGUCGGUACGGCGAAGUCCUCUGGUUCGGCUACGGCGUCUGGACCGUGGGCGCGGCCUUGUUCUGCAUGUUCACCCGCUCUCUACCCAUCGCGGCCAUGGCUGUCUUCCUGCUCAUCGAGGGCGUGGGGGUCGGGUGCUGUUUCCAGCCGACCCUCGUCGCUUCUCAAGCACAUUGCGUCAAAGCAGAUCGAGCCGUCGUCAUCAGCGCGCGGAACUUUUGCAGAACCUUCGGAGCGGCCACCGGCCUGGCGAUCUGUGCCGCCAUCUACUCCAACGUGUUGCAGGCAGAUCUCCCCGCGUCUUUACCCGAGUCCUUUCGGCAGACGGUCACAAGCUCGAUAUUCAAAACGCCAAACCUCAGCGUCCUCAACCACGAGCAACGAGACGGCGUGCUGGACGCCUAUGCCCAUGCCGCCAGAGCCGUCUUCAUCCUCUGGGCGCCCGUGAUGUUUGUGUGUUUUCUUAGCAUGGUCUUUGUGGAGGAUAAGGGCUUGGAACGACCCGACGAGAAGAAAUCCGAUCCGGUCCAAGUGCAGGCUGAUCCUGUUUUAGAGGACAGCGUAGUGACAGUCUCGCCUGACGACGUACAAGAUUCCGCUUCACAUCACGAGAAGAAAGACGUCGGAAUCGGCCGAGUUGAAGCUUCCAACCUUGACGAAACACAUGGUAAAGGUGGAAAUCGAGAAGAAGUUUAG